AUGGGUGAUCAGGCUCACCCUGGUGGCAUUCCUCCCUACCCUACUGGUCAACCGGGCUAUCCAGUAGCUUCCGGAGGUCAGCCACCCUAUCCCACGAUGAAUACGACAGCACCACAACCGGGUGCCAAUUGGGCACCAGGAGCACCUGGGAGCGGUUGGGGUGGCCAAAGUUCACCUCCACCACCCUAUCCGGGUUCAUAA
This is a messenger RNA of Echinostoma caproni, 201 nucleotides long. The record is from the annotation of a GenBank genome assembly. Lineage: Eukaryota; Metazoa; Platyhelminthes; Trematoda; Plagiorchiida; Echinostomatidae.